GCAGCUCUGUUGACACUCAGCUCUGGACACCAUCAAGUCAACAGCAGUGGAAGGUCUGUGCUGCAGAAAUCUCUUUACACGGCAAAAUGGAAUUUUCAUAUGAUUAUUCCGAUUAUUAUACUGACUAUAACUACACUGUAGAAGGCAACGACACUCCACGCGAGGAGUCCACAGUUUUUCAGCACCAAUCAACGUGUUUAAAGGAAGUUGUGUGUGUGUCGUUAAUCGUGGUCAGCGUGGUAAUUUUUUUGCUGGGCUUCUGCGGAAACGCUCUGGUCAUCUGGAUUUCUGGCUUCAAGAUGAAGAAGACGGUCAACACCACCUGGUACCUGAGCCUUGCCAUCUCCGACUUCGUCUUCUGCGCCUUCCUGCCGUUCAGCAUCACCAACAUGGCGAUGGAGAAGUGGAUCUUUGGCCGCUUCAUGUGCAAAUUCACCUCCUCCGUUAUGUUCCUCAACAUGUUCAGCAGCAUCUUCCUCCUGGUCGUCAUCAGCGUCGACCGCUGCGUGUCGGUCACGUUUCCAGUUUGGGCACAGAACCAUCGCACUGUUAAAAAGGCGUCCGUUGUCGUUUUAAUGUCCUGGCUUCUCGCCAUCGUGCUGAGCCUUCCCUCCGUCAUCUUUCGGGAAGUUAGCACUCACAUGGGUAGGACCAUUUGUUACAACAAUUACACAUUAUACCAACACAGUCACAAGAUAGUUGCAGUGAGCCGCUUCCUUGCAGGGUUCAUUAUCCCCUUCGCCGUCAUCAUCAUCAGCUACUCCAUCAUCAUCCUCAGACUUCGAACCAACAGGAUGGCCAAAUCCUCCAAACCUUUGAAAGUAAUGUCUGCACUCGUCGCUGCUUUCUUCAUCUGCUGGCUGCCCUACCACGUCUUCGUCCUACUUGAGCUCAGCCAUCAAAACUACGACAACGGCAUUUUAAUUGCCGGACUCAAAAUCGGCACUUCAUUGGCGGCGGCGAACAGCUUCCUCAACCCCGUGUUGUAUGUUUUCAUGGGCAACGAUUUCAAGAAGAAGUUCAAGAGCUCCGUGCUCUCAAAGAUGGAGAACGCAAUGGGGGAGGAAGGCCGCACCACCAGCAGAUACCUGUCCAGGUCCAGCUCCAUGGACGGCAGAGCUUCUACGCACAUCUAGAGACGUUAAUCCAAAACAGUUUCACGCCGGGCACUCAUGUGACGACAAAAAUACUGUUUUCAAAUAUGCAAUUAAUUACCACAAGAUAUGAAAUAUGUAGCCUAUUGAUUCACAGUGAGCAUUUUUGUUGCACUUUUGUACUGCUGGCAGCAUGGAGAAAGCUGUUGCCAAUUCAAGCUCACAAACACAUAAUGUAGUUGAAGAAUUUGCGAGCUUGAGCCGAUAUCUAAACAUGCACUUUGCUCAUUGUGCACCGCAGGGUGGGCGACAUCAAUCUCACCCAGCAGAAGGAAUGUUUUCAGAGCAGUGUUUGUGGAAGGUUUUAACUGUAGCACGUAGAGGAAUUUUAGUUGUAAAAUACAAGGACUGUAAAAUAUGAGGUAUAUUUUCUGAUAAUAAACACAGUGAAAAAUGUAUUAUCAUUAUGUCAAGCAUUGUCUGAAAUUAUAUUGAACAAAUAGACAGUGGAGGUGCUCCUUUUUAUAGAAACAAUUUGUGUAUAUUUGCGAACACAAAUGGUGGCAAUACAUUGCAAAUUGCAGAUACAUUUGCAAGACUUGCAUUGCUCUUGCAUGGAUUGCAAGUAUGGCAUUUAUUUUGAUUAGUGAAACAUAUCAAAAUGAGCAGGAAAGGAAAUAAUCUUGUAUUGCAAAUUUGGUUGGACUGGCUCCAGGCUUUUUGCAGGGAGUAUUUGCUCAUCAGUUUGUAGAAUUGUUUUUUGUACAGUGUUCAUUUGACCUCUGAUCUAAAAUGAUAAGCACUAGGCCACAAAAUUGGAAACAAACAGAAGAUCAUGAAGACCACUCACUGAAGGAAAAGAGCCAAGAAUGUAUUACUGGUAUUUCUUUUUCCUGCACAUAAAACCUCGGCUGUCCCAAAAGGGAUGUUCUGGGGUUUUACUUACUGACAGCAGAGUACGCAACUAUUUUUGCAUCGCAGCAUUUAUGUAGGUUGUGUCAGACUGGCCCAAAUACAAAGUGCAAAUGAAAGUGUGGAGGACUGCUGAUCAAGUUAGUUCUCAUGAAUAUAAAUACCACACACCCAGCUGUUUACCAGUUGACAAAAACAGCUUGUGUUGAAUGAACCUGUGUUUUUGUUAUUUCAUGUAUGAGAGCUGUACGGUGGAUGUGAUUUGUGCAAUAAAUGUUUAUGUUUUCUGAAAUAAAGUUGUGUUCUAUCAAAAUCA
This is a messenger RNA of Sebastes umbrosus (honeycomb rockfish), 2322 nucleotides long. It is a transcript of the gene cmklr1, whose product is annotated as chemokine-like receptor 1. Gene Ontology annotation, cellular component: plasma membrane. The record is from RefSeq and is a predicted model, not a curated record. Lineage: Eukaryota; Metazoa; Chordata; Actinopteri; Perciformes; Sebastidae. The transcript has 2 exons. Gene Ontology annotation, biological process: positive regulation of cytosolic calcium ion concentration; chemotaxis; phospholipase C-activating G protein-coupled receptor signaling pathway. Bases 87 to 1136 code for a protein of 349 amino acids. Gene Ontology annotation, molecular function: G protein-coupled receptor activity; complement receptor activity.